AUGGAGAAGAUUGUGUGCACCCCUUCCUCCUCAGCCUUUCCAGGGCCAGGUGGGCAGAACGGAACCAUCUCUGAGUUUUACAAAGAGCAGAAGGCACAGCUGGUUUCCCUGGCCAACUCUCAAAGCCAGUGUGCGCUUCGAACCCUGUGGUGGUGUACUUCCUGCCCGCUCAACCCUGAAGGUGGCCAGGAUUGCUUACCACCUGCAGUGACCUUCCGGAGGAGGCGCCUGGCACGGAGGCUGGGCUACAUGAGAGGCGCAGCCGGGCCCCGGAUUGGGUUUCUCUGCCCAGCGGCGGCCGCUCCGUUACGGGCCCAGGGAGGGGCGUGCGGUGAGGAGUGCCACCAGUCUGAGUCCAGGGCCGGACAGUGUGACCGUGAUCCUGGAGGCCAUCGGCGAGGCCCCUCAGUUGGGAGCCUUGUUCCUAGGAGCACAGCAGCCUCGGCUCCGACCCCCGUGGGCUGCCUCGGCCUGGCUCUGGCCCCUGUAAGAGGACCCCCAGGGCUCUUUGGGAUUCAGCUCAGAGCUGCCACCACACUACCUGCCAGGCUGGCCAGGUCGUGUGGCCCUGGGGACGCUGGGGGGCAGGACGAGCUUCCGUCCAUGGACAGUUCCGAGGCUCCCGGCCUUGGCUGGGGUGCUGCCAGGGGUGGAAGAGCAAAGGGUACCUGGACAAAAGGCCAUCUGGCCCCAGAGGAGGUGACUGGCAACAGCUGCAGCCUCGGAAGUGGCCCCAGGGUCCCCUCAGCCCCUGCCGGCUCUCAGGACGCCUUUACUUCAAGCUUUAGCUUCAUACGGCUCUCGCUUGGCUCUGCUGGGGAGCGUGGAGAGGCGGAGGGCCGCCCGCCCUCCAGAGAGGCCGAGGCCCCUUGUCAGAGCCCCGAGGAGACGGAAGCCACGGCUGCCAGCCUGGACAGGCCACACGAACACCCUCGACUUCUCUCUCCUCACUUGAGUCUCAAGACCCCUCAGCACCUGGCAGACUCUGCGCAGGCCGCAGGGGGCAGCUGCGGGCCGGAGAGGGAGCCGCUUUCCUUACUGGACACGGACACCGCCUCCUCCUGCUCCCCGGGCCCCUCCUGGCCUGCGGGCAGCAGCUUGGGGGACUCUCAGCACUGGGGGACCCUGCUCAGGAGGUGCGCGCCCGUUCUGCUGGACUGCCUGCUGAGCGACCAGAGGUGGCUGGAGGUAAAAUCCCUAAGAUUAAAGCUUCAGAAACUUCAAGGAAAAGCAGUUGAAGAUGAUGAUUAUGAUAAAGCUGAGGCACUGAGACACAGAUUGGAAGAACUGGAGAAAGAGAAGAGCAGCCUGCACUUCCAGCUUCCUUCCAGGCAGCCGGCCCUCUGCAGCCUCCUGGGCCACCUGCACGCACAGGCCCAAGCCGCAGUGCGCCUCAGGGCCACUCAGCCGGCCUGCGGUGAUGACCCCCACGGCCCACCCAGAAUGGAGCCGAAGCUGUUGGAACCCACUGCUCAGGACACCCUGCAUGUGUCUAUCACCAGACGAGACUGGCUUCUUCAAGAGAAGCAACAGUUGCAGAAAGAAAUCGAAGCUCUCCAAGCAAGAAUGUCUGUGCUGGAAGCAAAAGAUCAGCAGCUGAGAAGGGAAAUAGAAGAGCAAGAGCAACUCCUCCCAUGGCAGGGCUGCGACCUGACCGCCCUGGUGGGGGGGCUGUCCCUGGGCGAGCUGCAGGAAGUCAGCAAGGCCUUGCAUGACACGCUGGCCUUAGCCAACCAGAUUCCGCUCUGUGCAGAACCACCUGAAACCAUAAGGAGCCUCCAGGAGCAGAUAAAAUCCCUCAACUUGUCACUCAAGGAAAUCCCUGCUAAGGUGUGUAUGAGCGAGAGACUCAGUAGCACUCUCAGGAAGAAAGUAAAUGACAUCGAAACCCAACUCCCGGCGUUGCUUGAAGCCAAAAUGCUUGCUGUAUCAGGAAGCCAUUUCUCUACAGCCAAGGAGCUCACAGAGGAGAUUAGAUCAUUAACAGCAGAAAGGGAAGGGCUGGAGGGACUCCUGGACAAGCUUCGGGUGCUGAGUUCCAGGAAUGUCCAAAAGCUGGGCAGUGUUAAGGAAGAUUACAGCCGACUGAGAAGGGAGCUGGACCAGGGGGAAGCUGCCUAUGGUAAGUAG
Messenger RNA from Odobenus rosmarus divergens (Pacific walrus), 2130 nucleotides. RefSeq names its product disrupted in schizophrenia 1 (gene DISC1). Bases 1 to 2130 code for a protein of 709 amino acids. The record is from RefSeq and is a predicted model, not a curated record. Gene Ontology annotation, cellular component: centrosome; microtubule; intermediate filament cytoskeleton. NCBI's taxonomy places the organism in Eukaryota, Metazoa, Chordata, Mammalia, Carnivora, Odobenidae. The transcript has 9 exons. Gene Ontology annotation, biological process: cilium assembly; neuron migration.